Messenger RNA from Macroventuria anomochaeta, 3700 nucleotides. RefSeq lists its product as uncharacterized. The transcript has 2 exons. The coding region runs from base 54 to 3326 and encodes 1090 amino acids. The record is from RefSeq and is a predicted model, not a curated record. NCBI's taxonomy places the organism in Eukaryota, Fungi, Ascomycota, Dothideomycetes, Pleosporales, Didymellaceae.
CUGUGUUCCAAUUGACGUUUCGCCAGACUGAGGGGUCUUCAUAACAUCGCGACAUGGCUCGACUUGCGCACGAUGGGCAUCUGCCGGACGAGGAAGAGACAAACGCCAACGGGAGUGUGAAGCCGGACGCAGCACGUGAGGAGGCCAAUCGUUAUCAACAAAAUGCAUCACUUGGGGAAGACACAAAAGAGGAGGACAAGAAGAAGAAAGAGCCAGGGAGAAUUAAGAAGAUAUGGGACAAGCUAGGGCUCGACGCCCCGACGCUGAUGAUGAUGGGCAAAGCUGCCCUCCCGCCAACAAUAGCACUUGCCAUGUAUGAAGCCGACAAGGUCGCGCAGACAUACACGACCCUCGGAUACCUUGUCGCCAUCAUCUCGAUUCUCGGAUUCUGCAUCAUGCCGAGAGCGAAAUUCAUCCAGACGAUGACUAUGAACAUCCUCAGCACGUGCGUGGGUUCAGCUAUUGCGAUGUUGAUGGUGUGGUCUGCUGUCAAGGCGCGCGAACACACAACGGUGCCUGGCGCUCCUCCAUCACGAUACAACUCUUCGCAGUCAGCGGUACUUGGCGUAUGGCUGUUCAUCCAGAUCUACAUUGUCAACACGCUGAAGGCGAAGUUCCCGCAGUUGGCUUUCCCGACUAUCAUCUACUCGAUCCAGGUAAACGUUGCGGCGACCUCUGGCUUUCUCUUCACAACGCCCGCACAGUGUGUGGCCUUCAUCCAGCGCUUAUUGGAGUCGUUCUUGACCGGAUUCGCAAUCGCUACUGGCGUGAGUCUGUUCAUCCUUCCUGUCACCUGUCGAAAAGUCGUUGUGAAAGAGAUGACUGGAUAUAUUGGGCUCUUGAAGGCAGCAAUCGCUGCGCACAAAGGUUACAUCCACAGCCUGGAAGGUUCAGACAUGUUUGGGCAAACAUACAUCCCCGAAGCCGAGAAUGGAGAUGAUGCAGACAAGGAGAGGAAGCCAAAGGCUAAGCCGGAAGUCGCGGCAGUGAAGAAGACGAUAGGGGCUCUCCAGGAAUUGCACGGAAAGCUCACUGCGGAUCUCGCGUUUGCUAAGAGAGAGAUUGCGUACGGCAAGCUGACACCGGACGACUUCGAAGCCAUGUUCAAACACCUGAGAUCGAUUCUCAUGCCUAUCCUCGGUCUAGGCUCGGUCCUCGAUCUUUUCGAACGAGCUGCGGAGAUCAAUCACUGGGAUGGUGAAAAUGUGUCUGAAAAUGACUACGAACUGCGAGAAAAGGCCGUCGGCGAGUGGAACGAGUUGUUUUCGUUCGUCCAUGAACCGUUUGAUCAUAUCAUGCAAGUUAUGGACGAGGGUCUCACGCACGUCAUGCUUAGAAUGCAGUUCACUAAACCUCCCAAGAAGAAGAAGGGCCAAAAUCAGGACGACACAGAAGCAAAGGGAGAUUCAGUAAAGCCCGGCGAUAAGAACUUUGCAGAGUACAUGGAGAAGCAAGCCGACAUAUUUUACAGCGCAAAGGAGCCCACUCUCCGCCACUGGAUCGAAAGCAAGGGGAUCAAGCUCAGUGCCGACUACUUCUCAUGUCCAGACCAGAUCGACGACGAAACGCUCAAACGGCUUCCCAGCAUCACUACGAGAAAGCGUGAUCAGCGACAGCUAUACAUUGUACUUUACGUUAUCUUCCUACUUAACUCAGUCAGCCGCUCUAUUCUCGACUUCGUCAAGUUCGCCGAUGAGCACGACCAAGCAACAGCAAAGAAGAAAAUCAUCAACCCUGGUGGUAGACGUCUGAAGAAGUGGGUGAAGAGCAUCUUCAAAACUCAAGACUCGAACCACGACGAUGAGACUACCAUCGCUGGCUCCGACAGGAACAACACCACCAUCUACAUGGGUGAGGCUUACAAAAGCAAGAAAGAUCCCGAGCACCUGCCACCUAGGAACGCCUGGGAGAAGUUUGGAGACAUCAUUCGCGCAUGCGCAAGAUUCUUCCGCUCCUCUGAAUCUGCCUUUGGUUUCCGUGCUGCAUGCGCUACUAUGUCAAUCGGCAUCAUCGCUUUCCUACACGACACCCAAACGUUCUUCGUCGAGCAACGUCUCGUCUGGGCCAUGAUCAUGGUCGCCAUCUCCAUGACCCCGACCGCUGGCCAAUCGAUCUUCCAAUUCAUGCUGCGUAUCGCCGGCACCGCGGUCGCCAUGUGCGUCGCCUGGCUAAUCUGGUACAUCCCCGACCAAAAAACCGGCGGCAUCAUCCCCCUCCUCUGGUUCUUCGUCGCAAUCGGCUUCUACAUCCCACUCAAGCGCAUGGAUCUCGUAAUCGUCGGCAUGAUCAGCGUCGUCACCACCACCAUGAUCGUAGGCUACGAACUCCAAGUCCGCAAAAUCGGCGUCCGCGCCGCAACCACAACCGGCCAACCCGCCUAUCCCAUCUACCAGCUCGGCCCGUACCGCCUCGCAACCGUAGUCGGCGGCCUCGCGGUAGCGUUCUUCUGGACCGUCUUCCCCUACCCGAUCACUGAGCACUCCGCGCUGCGCCAGAAGCUCGGUGGCGCGCUGUAUCUGAGUGCGAAUUUCUACUCCAUCAUGCACGAGCAAGUGAUGUCGCGGAUCCGGGGCGAUGCGGGCGACGAGGAAAACGACAAGGAAUCGCCGGGCUUCAUGCUGAACAAAGCGCGCAACAAGGUCUUCGCAAAGCAGAUGCUGACCCUGCAGGCGCUAAAAAUGCACUCAGGUUUCGUCAAAUACGAGUUUCCCCUUGGCGGCAAGUUUCCAGCAAAGGACUAUGAGAAGAUAAUCGGCUACGUAAAUAAUAUCAUAAACUACACCGCUUUGUUAGGUUACGCCAGCCAGGCCUUCACACACCCACUCCUCAAACCCAACACACCAGACGAAGAAGCCACAUGGUCGUCCCCGCGCUUCCCGAAACAAGCAUCCCCACAAUGGUUCAGUGAUUUCCGGCGGGUGAUCAAAGACGCCAACGUCACGAGCCACGAAAUCACAACGCUCCUCUCCCUCCUGUCGAGUUCGAUCCAAAACGGGCAGCCACUUCCGCCGUAUUUGAAGGUCCCGCAGAACUACCAACUAAGUCAAAAACUCGAAGCCGUCGAUUCCGACAUCCUGAGCUUGAGGCAUAUUGCGGAGCCGGGGUAUGCGGCGUUUGCGGUCAUGGCGAUUAGUACGAGGUGCAUUAGUAUGGAUAUUGAGAGGUUGCUCAAGGCUGUCAAGAAACUCGUCGGCGAGCUGGACUUCUCGUUCCAUGUUGUUAGCACGAGCAAUAGCAGUGAGAACUCGUCGGCUGAGACGCUGGUUAAGAAUACGAGUCAAAGGAGUGGGAGUGGGAGUGGGAGUGGGAGGAGUAAACAGGAGUAAGACACGGCAGAUGGGUGACACGAUAGGGAAACGAGUAGAUAUAGUUCUUGAAACCUAUCAGCAAAGCAAAGCAAACCUCACGGGCAGCAUUACGCUGACAGCAGCCACGAAAGAGACGUUAGUUAGAAUUGACGUUUGGACAAGUGAGAACCAAGCACACAAUCGAUUUUUACCUCUCCAAACGUCAACUCCGACGAGCCCACUCGGUCUUUGCGCUGACUGGGUUUGUCUUGUUCGUGGGGGAUGGCGGCGCGACUGCUUUGUGCUGGUCAGUUCCGUCGUUCCUGCAGUCACUCGGGUGUCUUCACUGUCAUGGUGAAAUAUCGGUUUUGCGUUUAGCGUCAGAUGCAGCAUUUGUAUAGCACGAGUAUCGC